CCCACGCCCGCGCCCGUCGCCCGUCGCCCGUCGCCGCCACUUUGUUUGCGGAGCAUGCCCGUUGCAGCUGGUCCGCAGGCAUACCACACCCAACUGCCCUCCUUCAUGACCGUCUACAGCUGCAAUGCCCCUAACAUGGACAGCACCGCCUUCGUGGAUUCCCCGCAGCAGCAAUCAGAGAUAGCAGCUGCCAUUGGAGACGCCGCCGCACACGCAUCAUCGCCACUAUCACCGCGGGAGGACGACAGCGCGACUGCGAGCCCUGCGCCGGAACCGGAAUUGCAGCAUAAGCACCGCGACAGCACGUCGACGCAGGCUUCUGGGUCCACGGACUCUUCGCCUACUACUACUAUUUCUACCGCCGAUUCGUCGGCCCUCACAGACCCGUCGCCCAGCUCGUCGCCGGAGUCCCCAGUUAUCAUCCUCCCGCUAUCCUCCUUCUCCUCCAAGGGCUUCGGAAUCCACUCCCUCGACGACCUAACCAUGUCAGAUAACCCCAUAAUCCGCGACUCCCUCGACCGCCCCAUGACCUCCCCCUCACCCCGGAAACCGCGGAAUGCAAAGGGCCUAGCAUUGAAGCUGGGCUUGCUCGACCCGCUAGUCCAGGUGUCCGCCCCAGCAUCGCCAGCUGCCUUCGUCAAGCCGCCGCUGCCGAAACCCAGGAAGAAGCCGAGCAACCUCAGUCUCCAGACGUCGUCGAAUUUCGCCGGGAAUGCCCUGCCUUUGCUCUCCCUGGAGCCGCCGCCAACGCCUGCGGGACUGCGGGUGACGACGCUGCAUCACGCGGCGUCGACAUCGGAUAUGGGCAUGUUCAGCCCGGAUCUAAGGAGCAGCAUGGCUGGUCCCCAGGGCGGAAUGAGGCUGCCUGGGUUCGAGCGCUCGCAGAUCUCGGGGCUGUCGAAUGCGUUCCGCAAACCUACCCCGAUCCUACAAUCGAGGGCGACGGGGCGGCAGCACAAGCUGGAGGAGAUCUCGCCGAUCAGGACGCAGCUCGCGACGAGAUCGGGGGGUGAUAUUGGAGGGGAUACUUUUGAUUGCGCGGCGAAUGAGGAUGUGAAGUCGCCGGGCUAUCCGGAUGGUCCGAUUGCGAUAUAUGAGCCGUAUGUCUUCCUCUAUCUCGAGCCGAGCGCGGAGGAGGCGGCGGAGUUUGAUGUUGUCAUGAAUGUGGCGUCGGAGGUCAAGAAUCCGUUUAAAGCCAAGCAGGCGUCGGAGGAGCCGAAAAGCCAGGUCGCUGAGCCGUCAAAGUCAUUUGACGCGAUGGAUAUCGAUCGCGACAGCCCGCCAAUGACAGGAUCAUCCAUGGCCACCUUCACCACCGCCUUCGAAGUCCAACCCCUUGACGCCUCGACCCCAACUGGGACCUCGCCCACGACCCCUAAACCCCUCUCCAAAGAACCAGAAUACAUCCACAUCCCCUGGGAGCACAACACCGACAUCUCCAAAGACCUGCUCGCCCUCUGCGAAACCAUCGACGACCGCGUCACCCAAGGCAAGAAGGUGCUAAUCCACUGCCAACAGGGCGCUAGCCGCUCUGCCUCCCUCAUCAUCGCUUACGGCAUGUACCGUAACCCCUCUCUCACCGUCGACGCGGCGUACAACGCUGCCCAGGCGAAGAGCAAGUACGUCAGCCCCAACAUCAACCUCAUGUACGCGCUCCAGGACUUCCGCAAGACUCUCCAAGCGCGCCAGAACUCGAAGAUGGGGCGGAGUCCGAAUAAACACCGCAUGGCGCUUUCGGUCGACGAGAUCGAUUUCAACACCGGCGGAAGCGGAAGCAAUAACGAGAGCCCAAGAACGGCGCCAUUGCCGUCGGAUCCGAGCUGUCAUAAUAGUCAGACCAUCGGGACGCCACCGCAUGUGAGGGGCAACUCGACGCCGGAUUUGAGGGCGUUGUCGCCCGGACCGUCGUCGGCGCCGUCGUUUACGUGGCCGGAGGGGGAUCCGAAGAGUAUGUUGCCGGCUGCUGGGCCGUUAUCGGAUUCGGCUGCGAGACCGAGGGUGUUUGGGUUUGGAGAUCAUAGUGGGGGUUUGGCGCCUCCUACACUUGCUCGUGCUCCUCCUCCAGCUGCAGUGGCGAAGGCCGCACCUCCGCCUCUACCACAAGUGACGGUGGAGGAACCGCUGGCGAAACAAACACAACAACAACACCUCACCCCCGACUUGCCCGCGCCCAUAUUCCCAAAACGUUACUCGAGCAUCCCGCAACCACCUACCCUCGACACACCGACGAACUCGCAACCGGCAUCUCCCCCCGCGCCGACGCUGAGGGGCGGCUUCGCAACUCAUCGCGACGAACACACGGCGAAACGCAAGCCUGCCCCCUCUUUAGCAUUCAAACCCGCGCAUCCUUUGCGUGCAGCGCCUAGCUUGCCGAACUUUGGGAGGGUGACGCAGCCUACAUACCCGUCCCCCGCGAUUCCGUCGCCGACGCUGUGGUCGCCAAGGUUACCGGAGGCGCCGGUGGUGGAGGCGGCGCUUUGGUCGCCGAGGUUACCUGCUGCGUCGUUCCAACUCCCUUUCUUACCAGCCGCCGCACCACUACCUUCAUUUUUCCAGCACCAACCCCAACAAACACAACCUUUUUCCUUAGCCGCGCAACAGCGGCCAAAAAUUGCAAUAUCAACCACCAUCACCGCCGUCCCGCCUCCAUUCUCCCACACCCUCCUUACUCUGCCCACAAUCACUCUGCCCACAAUCCAAACUGCAGAAACAGACACCUCACCACCCGCCCUCAUGAGCCCCACGGUGGGCGAUUUCGGAAUCCAACCUUUUGCGGAGGUGUAUGAGGCGGAUACGGGGAUGGAGAGGUUGCAGCGGGAGCCGGGGUUUAGGAAGAAGAAGAGUGCGGUUUUUGUUAGGGGUGUUGGGGCGGGGGAGGGGGUGCCGCCGCUUCCGGGGGUGAGGGUUGUGAAUGUAGGGGAGUUUGGGAGUUUGGGGGGGAUGCUGGGGGGAGGAGGGGAAAGGGUGGAAGGGGGAAAGGGGGAGGAGAGGGCGGUGGUUGAUCCGAGGAGUCCGGGGGUGGGGAGUUGGGGGGAGGGGGUGGUUUAGAGUAUUGAUGAGAUACUGUAACACCCCCUCCGAAACAUGGCCACAAAAAAGGUAUAACAUUUGUACGAGCGCCCUUUAACGCUUAACAAGCUAGGCACAUUUAUAUCUAAUUUUAGACGUCUCUCUCUGUUGUAGGCUACUAAACUCUAUUCUAUAGAGCUCCAUUUAGUCCUAGCUAACCUAGAUGUCUAUAAUCCUAAUGUGCUCGUUUAAGGUAUACCUUCUAAAAUAUUAGAGCAAGGUAUACUACUUAUCCUAUCUCUGUUUUCUUGUAUAAUAGGGUAUCUUUCUCUAAUACAAAACGAGAUAGUGGGUGAUUCUUAUCUUCUAGAACCGCUUUCUGUAGCUUUUCGUUUAAAGGUUCCUCCUUUAUACGAAGAUAUCUUAUUAGAGCUUCCUUGCAUUCAUUCUCAUCUACAGAGUAGAUAGAAUUAAACUGCAACUAGUAGGCUUUACUAGGGGGGCUGGGGGUUGCAACCUUCCUUUUAUACCCCUUUUCCAAUUUCCACCUUCCCACCCCCCGGAAGCGAGCUGGGUUAUACAAACCAAUCUCGUCCUCCUUAAAUGUCAUCUUCGCCAAAUCUCAUAGCUCGUAUACAGACGAUCAACUAUCAGUCUUUGCUCCCCCUCACAACACCACUCCCUCCACUCCCAGCCAACGAUCCCCACUCCACUGCGGCAACCGAGCCCAAACCAGUCUGACAUGACAUCCACUCAGCGUUGGGUCAGUUGGGGAGGCUACUGCGGUAUGUCAGUAGUAUUGGUAGGAUGCACUAUACGAUAUCGAUCACGUUGGAACGUAAGGAAUUAUCGAAGCUUACGAAGUGAAAAGUGUGUCGUGGGGAGAAAGGAAAGAACUUUUCAACACCGUGAUACUGUUGUCGAGGCGCUACUGCUGUCAUCACCACCCCCGCCGCUGCCCCCAUUGCUAUUACAUACCCCCACCGCCGUCAGACCCUCCACCACAUAGCCAAUAACUCAUUACCACUACAAAUGUACUUCUCUCGUCUUCGUGUGCCACUCGUAGUAACGAAACUCUAGGCAUUCUACUUACACCCUCUAAAAUACGUUACGAGUCUCCCUUGUUCGGAUGUUUCGACGCCGGUCUUCAAUCCAACUUCCUUUCCAACACCGACGAACUUGUGCACAUCACUCACCCCUUCGCUGGAUAUUCUAGGGGAUGAGACGAGAGGACGCCGCUGUCGAGCUUACCAGGACCCAUUCAUUACACUACCGGAAUCGCAUCCACGGGCAAAGAUGACAUCGAAAAGACGAGACAUAUAGACCUCGUCUCCGAGCCGCCUCGUCCUCAGCCUGUUCCUUGUAACUAUCAUGCUAUGCAUGAACCAAUUACUCUGGCCCACAUCUGAAAACCGCAAAAGGCGGACUUCACCUAUGAUGCAGCCCGAGCUGGAAAGGGAACCCAAGCGUUUGAAGAAGUGGGAAGAGAAGUGGUAUGGAGAGGGUGUUGAGCAAGGCGUUGGACUGGUGGAGAGAUGAGAGGUGAGAUGGAGGAGGUGUUGGUAUGGGAAAGGGGUUUGGAAGGUGGAGGAUGGACGAGGGGCGGUCUGGAGAGAGAUUUGGGCUCGGAAAGAUAUACGUGCGAUAUCACUCUGUCUAUCCGUCUGCGAGAAUGUGCAUGAUAGACCCAAUCGCUGUUGUACUUGGGGUGAGUUAAAGGCCCCAAGAUCUCACAAUGGAUGCAUUCAGACCCCGAGUUGUUCCAAGGGCGGCCAGAGAUUUGGGGGGGGUGCAAAGAUAGCGGUGACAACACCAUACCACAAUGACAGCAGUACAGUAUCGACAACAACACCUCACCGUUAACAGCACGUCGAC
Pseudogymnoascus destructans is the source of this 4884-nucleotide messenger RNA. RefSeq lists its product as uncharacterized. The record is from RefSeq and is a predicted model, not a curated record. Gene Ontology annotation, cellular component: cytosol; cytoplasm; nucleus. The coding region runs from base 55 to 3048 and encodes 997 amino acids. The transcript is spliced from 2 exons. NCBI's taxonomy places the organism in Eukaryota, Fungi, Ascomycota, Leotiomycetes, Thelebolales, Thelebolaceae. Gene Ontology annotation, biological process: protein dephosphorylation; negative regulation of MAPK cascade. Gene Ontology annotation, molecular function: MAP kinase tyrosine/serine/threonine phosphatase activity; protein tyrosine/threonine phosphatase activity.